Molecule: messenger RNA, 1606 nt
Organism: Patiria miniata (bat star)
Lineage: Eukaryota; Metazoa; Echinodermata; Asteroidea; Valvatida; Asterinidae
Product: C protein alpha-antigen-like
Exons: 8
Coding region: 71-1606 (511 amino acids)
Source: RefSeq, a predicted model, not a curated record
UUCUAAACAGAGAAAGUCGAUCUCAGGUGGCCAGUCAGGAAUCCCAGAUGGUUCUAAACAAAAAACGUCGAUGUCAGGUGGCCAGUCAGUGAUCCCGGAUGGUUCUAAAGAACAAAAGCCAAUCUCAGGUGGCCAGGCAGUGAUCCCAGAUGGUUUUAAAGAAGAAAAGCUGUUCUCAGGUGGCCAGUCAGUGAUCCCGGAUGGUUCUAAAGAACAAAAGCCAAUCUCAGGUGGCCAGGCAGUGAUCCCAGAUGGUUUUAAAGAAGAAAAGCUGUUCUCAGGUGGCCAGUCAGUGAUCCCGGAUGGUUCUAAAGAACAAAAGCCAAUCUCAGGUGGCCAGUCAGUGAUCCUAGAUGGUUUUAAAGAACAAAAGCCAAUCUCAGGUGGCCAGGCAGUGAUCCAAAAUAGUUCUAAACAAAAAACAUCGAUCUCAGGUGGCCAGGCAGUGAUACCAGAUGGUUCUAAACAAAAAACGUCGAUCUCAGGUGGCCAGGCAGUGAUACCAGAUGGUUCUAAACAGAGAAAGUCGAUCUCAGGUGGCCAGUCAGGAAUCCCAGAUGGUUCUAAACAAAAAACGUCGAUGUCAGGUGGCCAGUCAGUGAUCCCGGAUGGUUCUAAAGAACAAAAGCCAAUCUCAGGUGGCCAGGCAGUGAUCCCAGAUGGUUUUAAAGAAGAAAAGCUGUUCUCAGGUGGCCAGUCAGUGAUCCCGGAUGGUUCUAAAGAACAAAAGCCAAUCUCAGGUGGCCAGGCAGUGAUCCCAGAUGGUUUUAAAGAAGAAAAGCUGUUCUCAGGUGGCCAGUCAGUGAUCCCGGAUGGUUCUAAAGAACAAAAGCCAAUCUCAGGUGGCCAGGCAGUGAUCCCAGAUGGUUUUAAAGAAGAAAAGCUGUUCUCAGGUGGCCAGUCAGUGAUCCCGGAUGGUUCUAAAGAACAAAAGCCAAUCUCAGGUGGCCAGGCAGUGAUCCCAGAUGGUUUUAAAGAAGAAAAGCUGUUCUCAGGUGGCCAGUCAGUGAUCCCGGAUGGUUCUAAAGAACAAAAGCCAAUCUCAGGUGGCCAGGCAGUGAUCCCAGAUGGUUUUAAAGAAGAAAAGCUGUUCUCAGGUGGCCAGUCAGUGAUCCCGGAUGGUUCUAAAGAACAAAAGCCAAUCUCAGGUGGCCAGUCAGUGAUCCCAGAUGGUUUUAAAGAAGAAAAGCUGUUCUCAGGUGGCCAGGCAGUGAUCCAAAAUAGUGGCCAGUCAGUGAUCCCAGAUGGCUCUAAAGAAGAAAAGUCGAUCUUGGAUGGUUCUGAAGAAAAAAUGUCAAUCUCAGAUGGUCAGUGGGAGAUCCCAGAUGGUUCUUCAGAAGUAAUACUGAUAACAGAUAGCCAGUUGGAGAUCUCAGGUGGUUCUAAAGAAGAAAAGCCGAUAUCAGAUGAUUCUGAAGAAGAAACGUCAAUCUCAGAUGGUUCUGAAGACGAAACGUCAAGCUCAGACGGUUCUGAACAUGAAAUGGCGACCUCAGAUGGUUCUGAAGAAGAAAUGUCAAUCUCUGAUGGUCUAGCUUUGCUAGAGUCGGACAGAAAACCCGUGAAUCUUCGCAAGUGUCGCAAGUGUCGGAUAGUCAAUUCCUGA